This is a messenger RNA of Oncorhynchus nerka (sockeye salmon), 2310 nucleotides long. RefSeq names its product histamine N-methyltransferase-like. The record is from RefSeq and is a predicted model, not a curated record. The transcript has 5 exons. Gene Ontology annotation, molecular function: N-methyltransferase activity. The coding region runs from base 218 to 1021 and encodes 267 amino acids. NCBI's taxonomy places the organism in Eukaryota, Metazoa, Chordata, Actinopteri, Salmoniformes, Salmonidae.
CUAGCCAGGUAACAGUUCUGAUACACUAGCCAGGUAACAGUUCUGACAUAGUAGCCAGGUAACAGUUCUGAUACACUAGCCAGGUAACAGUAAUGACAUAGUAGCCCAAUUAUGGCUACAAUUCCAAGGACACUUAACCCCGUGUUAGACAGAACAUCACAAGGGCAUAACUUUGGAUGUCAUUAAGUAUUUGAGGAUCUUACACAGUAUAUGUUUCAUGGUAGUACGAGUACCUUUCCUGAAAGCACAAUGUCCUGCCUGUUUCUUCCCCAGCAUUGGAGAGGGAAAAGCCAAUCUUAAUGUGAUGGGAGUGGGAAGUGGAGCAGGUGAGAUUGACCUUGAGAUGUUCUCUCAGCUGCAUCUGAAGCAUCCUUCAGUAACCGUGGACAACCAGGUGGUGGAACCCAGCGCCCAGCAGCUCCACCUCUAUAAGGUGUUGGUGUCCCAGAAACCAAACCUAGACUACAUUAAAUUCACUUGGAACAAGAUGACGGCCACUGAGUUUGAGAAGCACUGGAGAGAGAACCAUUUGACCAAGAAGAUGGACUUCAUUCACAUGAUACAGAUGUUGUAUUACGUGAAGGAUCCAGGUGCUACAGUCACAUUCUACCAGAGCCUCCUGGACAGGAAUGGAAAACUACUUGUAAUUCUGGUGUCUGAUGAGAGUGGCUGGGGAAAGCUGUGGAGGACCUUCAGGACCCAGCUGUGUAACACAGAGAUCAGUCAGUGUGUGACUACAGGUGAUAUUAAAGCCUACCUGGACUCUAAGACAGUGAGUUACCAGAGCUACAAGCUGCCGUCUCAGAUGGAUAUCACUGAGUGUUUCACUGAGGGGGACCAGAGAGGAGAACUGCUUCUGGACUUCCUGACUGAGGUGUUAGACUUCAGCUCCACUGCUCCUCCGGAGCUGAAGAGAGGAGUUCUAGACCUGCUGAAGACCCCAGACUGUAGCAAGGAGGUGGAUGAGAGGGUCAUCUUCAAUAACACCUUGGAGGUGCUGGUGGUUGACCCUCUACAGUAACACAGGAAUAGAUGUCAAAAUGCUGUAGCAACAAUGUGUAUCACUGAUAAACACGGAGUAUACAAAACAUUAGGAACACUUCCUCUUUCCAUGACAUGGACUGACCAGGUGAAAGCUAUGAUCCCUUAUUGAUGUUACUUGUUAAAUCCACUUCAAUCAGUGUAGAUGAAGGGGAGGAGACAUGUAGAUGAAGGGGAGGAGACAUGUAGAUGAAGGGGAGGAGACAUGUAGAUGAAGGGGAGGAGACAUGUAGAUGAAGGGGAGGAGACAUGUAGAUGAAGGGGAGGAGACAUGUAGAUGAAGGGGAGGAGACAUGUAGAUGAAGGGGAGGAGACAUGUAGAUGAAGGGGAGGAGACAAGUUAAAUAAGGAUUUUUAAUCCUUGAGGCAAUUGAGACAUGGAUUUUUAUGUGUGUGUCAUUCAGAGGGUGAAUAGGCUAGAUGAAAGAUUUCAGUGCUUUUGAAUGGGGUAUGGUAGUAGGUACCAGGUACACCGGUUCAUGUAAAGAACUGCAAUGCUGAUGGGUUUUUCACAUGUUUCAAGAAUGGUCCACCACCCAAAGGACAUCCAGCCAACUGCGGGAAGCAUUGGAGUCAACCUGGGCCAGCAUCCUUGUGGAACGUUUUCCACACCUUGUAGAGUCUGUGCCCCGAUGAAUUGAGGCUGUUCUGUGGGGUGCAACUAAUUAUUUGGAAGGUGCUCCUAAUGAUUGGUAUAUUCAGUGUAUGCAUGAAAGGCUUGUUGUGGUAUUCAUUCAAUUACCUGAUUCCCGUCUGCCCACCAAGAUCCCACACCUGGAACUUCAGGUUCUUGUACGUCACUGUCUCCAUGUUGAAGCCGAUCACUGUACAACACAAUGACAGAGAUGAAACACCUUAAACACACGUCAAAGAAAGAUAUUGUGGAAAGACUAUUUAUUAUUCGAGAGGGGGGGGGGGGGGUUCCUAAUGUGUGGUAUAAUCAGUGUAUAAAGUCAGUACUUCAUCCAUCACAAAUAAUGUUUGUUGUGUGAAAACAAUUUGUUUUACCUUACUUUAACAACACAUCAGAACCUAAAACAUGAUACACAGUUGCUUUCAGGGGCACUACUUUGGUUUUAGAAGUUGGAAAAGUAAGCAAAAAUGCCCACAGUCAUCAAGCAAGAUAAGAGAUAAUUAUUAAAUAUGUUUUAAGUGAUUGAUAAAACUGAACUAGAUGCAAGGUAAUUUAAUAAUCAAUAUUGUGUUGCACCUUUAACCAAUAGUCUAACAAAUGAACAAGACUUAAAAAAAUAAAGUACAAAGACUUUU